AUGGUCGCAAUGCUCUCCUGUGUGCUUUUGGAAGCACACCACGAGGGCAAGCCCGAGAAUAAGCCAGAACCCCAACCCGGCCUGCCGCCCCUCUCCAUGGACGUCUCGUCGGUUGCAUCGACCGUCCAAAACAAGUCGCAGCUCACCACUCCUGCUUCCUCUGUCCCGAGAGAUUCACAACCUGUUCCACCUCACACAUCUGCACGAUCUUCGAGCGAAAUUUGGCGUGUUGACUCUACUCCUCCAUAUUCGACUGGAACCACCCCUCCUUUUGUUUCUCGUCCGCGCGGAAUCGCCGCCGACCGAAAGGCCUUGAGCCAUAACGUCUCUCUUGCUGCCUCUCCUGAAGCAUCUCAGCCGCGGAGUGGAUCUGGAUUCGGAUCGGUGCUGGCAUCGUCCUUAUCUCGUUCAUUUACAUUCGGGCCAUCGUCGGCGUCUCCCCCCGCGCACACUCUAAACAAGAAGAAGCCGAAUCCGGAACAGGCCCCACGCUCUUCAGGUCUAUCUAAUGACAAGUCGCCCCUGGUGCCUGAAGUCCUGACGCCUGGCACGGAAAAGACCCAGUCUGAUACUGAAAGCGAUCGGUUACCGCAGCCAACAGAGCGUACAACACGAUUCAAGGCCGUGUUUAAAAACCAAAGUGUAUUCGACGGCGAUGGCGACGAUGAUUUUGCUCCAGAUUCCCUUCUUGACCGAAAUAAGGAAUGGCUGUACCGGUCGUACCGCGGUGCCUAUGCCGACCUUUUAUCGAUCUGGGAUUUGCCCGUGCAACAAAGCGAAGUCCUCAAGAUCGGUGCAGUUGCCGACGCUGCCGAGGACAUGCAAACCAGUCAAUACUGGGGCAGCCAUAGCUCGAAGAUGACUUCGUUUCAAGAAACAGUUGUAGGGGACACUACGUCCGGCUUCGAGGGCCUUGGCUUCCAGCGUCAUUGCGGUGAUUGUGGUCAUGCAUUACAGAUCUCUAUUUUCACACCAGAUCCUAUAGUCCCCGAUACCCCGUCCAAACGGAAGCGCACCAAAGCCUCUCAGCGGUGCCCGAACUGCAACCCACGCUCGCCUCUUCCAACAAAACUUCCCUGCGUGAUCUGUGGCGAAGCGGUCGAAGGCAUGCUGAUUCCUUGUCUCAGCUGUGGCCAUGUUAGCUGCUUCGAGUGCCACAACCGCUGGUUCCUUCAUGACGGUGCCAGCCAGGAUCACGUCUACAGAACUUCCGAUAAUUUCAGUCCCCCGUCUUGCCCGACUGGAUGUGGCUGUUUCUGCUCCGAGCACAUCGCAGCCAAAGUCCCCAUGCCGGCGUGGGAGCCCCCGGCAACUGCCUCGCCGCGGAUCAAAGAAACCCGCGCCGGCGCCAACCGGACCUACUCGCAUGAGAAACGCCAUCGACGCCGCCAGUCCGAACCCCCCGGUACGGAAACUACUGGAAAUACCACGCCCACAGCGCGCCGGGGAGUGGGUCAGAAUCAAGAUGACCUUGAUUUAUGGCAGACGGCUUCGCCUUUUGCGUCGCUUGCCCGAGGCAUGGGCGGUGGACUGAGUCAGGGUUUGCGGUCCAAGGACGAUCGGAGAAAGAAUCGGUCUGUGGCGAUUACUACGCCUAAAGGGAAAUGGAAAUGA
Penicillium argentinense is the source of this 1614-nucleotide messenger RNA. RefSeq lists its product as uncharacterized. The coding region runs from base 1 to 1614 and encodes 537 amino acids. Lineage: Eukaryota; Fungi; Ascomycota; Eurotiomycetes; Eurotiales; Aspergillaceae. The record is from RefSeq and is a predicted model, not a curated record. The transcript has a single exon.